AUGCUUCUCAAAUACUUCCUACUCAACACACUUCUUGCCCUAAGCUCAGUCACUGCCAUUCCCAGUCCCGACACCGACAAUUACGAUGUCGAGGCCCGGAAUGCCGAUGACGAUCCCGCGGGCCACCUCGUCGAUCGCGCUGGCCGUUGCGGUUCGGACGCCUACUGGAACAGGAAACAGCACGCGUGUAUCUGCCGUAGACGUGACGAGAUCUUCGACAAGGAAAUGAAGAAGUGCUGCCCCGAGGGUAAGAAGUGGGAUGGACACAGAUGCAAGCACGACUGCGGCGAGGAUGCCGACUGGGACCGAAACGAGAGAGAGUGCGUCUGCAAGAAAAAACACGCGCGGUUCGAAAACAAGCAAUGCACGUGCCCGGGUGAUAUGUGGGAAGGCCGCAAUGAGUGCCAUUGCAAGCGCGACAUGUUCUGGAGCGACACCCAGCAGAGAUGCAGGUGUCACGGGCGCAGGACGUUUGACAAGAUUACAGGGAAGUGCAAACCCCAUCACUAA
This is a messenger RNA of Ilyonectria robusta, 510 nucleotides long. RefSeq lists its product as uncharacterized. The coding region runs from base 1 to 510 and encodes 169 amino acids. The transcript has a single exon. The record is from RefSeq and is a predicted model, not a curated record. Lineage: Eukaryota; Fungi; Ascomycota; Sordariomycetes; Hypocreales; Nectriaceae.